CUGCGGCUGGUCCCUGCGAUGCCGACGGUGCUCGCCAAAACGGACAUCGCCAAGGCCGUCCGUGCUCUGCAGAAGCACGAAUCGGAGCGGGUUCGCGUCCUCGCCCGCGGCAUCGUGAGCCGGUGGGGGGCGACGUUCCAGGACGACCUCGUCAGGUUCAGGGCGGCCACGGAGAAGCUGGACCAGAUUCCGAUGCCCGACCAGAUCGUUGCCGACCAGCAGCCUGUCUCAGCCAAGAUCCUCCAACCGUCAGCCAAGAACACGCGGAAAAUCACCGAAAUGCCGCCGCCGCAACCCAAGAAGGUGUCUCCCGCUCCCGCCGUUGGCGUCGUCCGCGGCGACCGUGCCGGGCUCUGCUCCGACGACAAGAUCAUGGAGGCCACAAAGCGCAAGUUCCAGGAAGGGUACCAAGAAGCGGAAAACGCGAAGCGACAGCGCAGGAUACAAGUCGUAGAGGCGCCGGAGAUGCUGAAGCAGAGGCAACGGAAGAUGCACCCGAUCAUCAAGGAGAGGAGCCGAGCAAAGUGCGGGAGCUCCAUGAUGGUGAAGAAGACCAUCUCCGUCUCCAGGCCUCAUAGGGUUUAGGGCUCUAGCAAUAGGAUAGUUGAUUUCAGCAAUCAUGCCUUGUUCAUUUCGUGUCUGUAUCGAAAUUCUCGAACAUGCAGUGAUGCAGCUGUAACGAGCAACCCAUGCGCAGUUUGCCUGUCCUGUACACAUUGAUGCAAGGAAGCUGAUGAAUCGAAAGGCAGCUCGUGAACCGUGAUUGUAAUUAUAUGCCUGUUCAGGGCUCUAGCCAGCUAUAGGAGAGUUGAUUUUACCAAUCAUGUCUUUUUUCACUUUUUCUGUAUCAAAAUUAUGGAUGCA
Molecule: messenger RNA, 864 nt
Organism: Brachypodium distachyon (stiff brome)
Lineage: Eukaryota; Viridiplantae; Streptophyta; Magnoliopsida; Poales; Poaceae
Product: probable mediator of RNA polymerase II transcription subunit 26c
Exons: 1
Coding region: 19-585 (188 amino acids)
Source: RefSeq, a predicted model, not a curated record